UUUGACAGUUACCAGAGAGAGAAUAAAUGUCUCGCAAUCAAUCAUUUUGAAUGCGUUUAAUAAAUACGUUUAUAUUUUAGGCUAUUGCUAUUAUUGGUUAAAGUUUAGGCUACUAGCCUAUAUAGUCCAAUGGGAAUUCGGGAGAUCCAACGCAAUUGUGGAAAUAUUGACCGAGGGCUCUAGCCUACCUUUGGACUAGCAAAUAAAAGGUAGAGUUGUCUCCCUUGUCGUUACUAGCGGUCGUUACCGACAUGUCUGACUGGACGGAUAUUCUACCGAGAUACAUGAAGAAAUAAAACGCUCCAACUAUCCUCCACCGAUCUUUUUUUGGGACGGAGAUGGUCUCGCGUGGAAUAACGGAUUUGUGAAGCUAUGGCGCUCGGGCACGGCUCCAAAAAGUCGCGCUCCUGUGAUUUGGAGGUAGCACCAGCUCCUGUGGACCUGCCAUUGGAAUGGGUGGGGCCCGGUAACGAAGCCUCCAUGACGUCCUCUAAGAUGUUGAGACGACCCUGCAGGUGUCUCCUAGCCUUCCUUAUCAUCGUCACCAUCAUCAUCCUCUCGGGAGGAGCAACUCUGGCAUGGUACUUCCUGGAGUACAGGGUGUGGGUACUGGAGCCCAGGGUACAACAGCAGUAUACUGCUAGUCUCUCCAUCCUCAACAGGAACUACACCUCUGGUCUCUCCUCUCACACCAGCCCAGCCUUCACAGUCCAGGCAAAGGAAGUACAAGAUAUGGUGAGGAGGAUAGUGAAGGGCUCAGACCUAUCUCGCUACUUCAACUCCACCAAAGUCUUUGCUUUUGGGGAGGGAAGUGUGGUGGCACACUUCUGGCUGGUACUGUCAGUCCCCGACAGCCAUGUUGGUAAGGUAACUAUGGAGCGAGUCAGCAGCUGCCUACACAGUCUACUAGGGGCCUACAGAGGGAGCGACAGAGAGGAGACGGCUAACUAUGGAGAAUAUCUGUUGCAUCUUCCCUCUUUCUCUAUCACAGAAACAGACCCCAAAGUUGUAGAACUUUUGAAAGCUUCAUUUGACUGCUACAGGUACCAGGUGGUCAGCUCCAGCACAGCGGUGGCUAUGAGGGGACCUAACACCCAGCGCUCGUCCUGCCUUUGGCACCUCAGGGCCCCGCAAGGCUCCAGCACCCAGAGUUCCAGACUGGAGCUGAGGAUGGAGUGGCUGCUACCAGAGUGUAGAGAUAGACUGGCUGUCUAUGAUGGUUUAACACCUACUGAUACUCACCUCAUCACCUCUCUGUAUGGCUGCAGCAGACAAGAGCGUGUUGUUCAUGUGUUGUCAUCAGGAGAGUGGAUGACAGUGGUCUGGAAACAGGGUCUCUACAACUACAAAGACCCCUUCUCCCUGUCUGCACAGGCCUGGACCACUGAAAUGUGUUCCUCCAACAUAGAGCUGCAGCCAGUAUCAGGGGUACAGGGUAGUCUACGUACCCCCUUCUAUCCCAGCUACUACCCACCAGACACCAACUGUACCUGGACAUUCACUGUGAGUGUUAUACUGUACAUCCCCUUCUACUGUCUUAUAUUGUUUUCUACUUUUGAAGGUUAUGAGCUGAGCAGAGCCAACUAUAACCAGGCCUGUACACAGGGGCAGUGGAUGGUACAGAACCUCAGGUUCUGUGGGAUGAGAGGUCUCCAGCCGUAUGCUGAGCGCCUCUACCUCCUCUCCACGGCAACCAGAGUUGUCAUGACGUCCGAGGUGUCAAUCACAGGGCCUGGACUCCAGGUCCACUACAGCCUCUUCAACCAAUCAGAUCCCUGUCCUGGUCAGUUCCUGUGUACUCUAAAUGGUCUGUGUGUUCCAGCCUGUGACGGCAUCAAAGACUGUCCUGGUCAGUUCCGGUACUAAAUGGACUGUGUGGCAGCCUUUCCUGUGUAGUACCAGUGUCCAGAGGACAGUCAGUGUGUUGACUACUUCAAGGUGUGUGACCAGCACCCAGACUGCCUUGAGGCCAUGGAUGAAGAGAACUGCACAGAGGGUGUACAGUGUACAGACAAGACGUAUGUGUGUGCUGACGGGACGUGUCUGAAGAAGCCAAACCCAGAGUGUGACUUCAUCACCGACUGUCCUGAUGCCUCCGAUGAGAGACACUGUGACUGUGGUCUGAGGCAGUUCACCAGUCGCGUUGUGGGAGGAGUCAACGCUACUGAAGGGGAGUGGCCAUGGCAGGUCAGCCUUCAGAUCGGUGGACGUCAUGUCUGUGGGGGGGCUCUGGUCUCCAGCCAAUGGGUGGUGUCAGCUGCCCACUGUUUCUAUGAUGACCGUCUCUCUCCCAGAGCGUGGACAGUCUACCUAGGUAAGUUCCUAUUGAACCGCAGCAGUCAGAUGGAGGAUGCCAUUCGGGUGCAACAGAUCCUCCUGCACCAGUACUACGAUGACGAGACACACGAUUAUGACUUGGCUUUGCUGCGACUGGAGAGACCUGCAGCUCCAGGCACCCUGGCCCAGCCCGCCUGCCUGCCGUCACCUACACACCAGCAAGAACCUGAGCUACUCUGUUGGGUCACGGGCUGGGGCGCGCUACGUGAAGGAGGCACUCCCAGUAACGUGCUGCAGAAGGUGGAUGUGCGUCUGGUGAGCGAGGAGGCCUGCUUCCGUUCCUAUGGUUACAUGGUCACUCCCAGGAUGUUGUGUGCCGGCUACCGCAGCGGAGAGAAGGAUGCCUGUCAGGGUGACUCGGGUGGUCCGUUGGUCUGCCAGGAGAACUCGGGUCGUUGGUUCCUAGCGGGCGUGGUCAGCUGGGGAAAGGGGUGUGGCCGGGCCGACUACUACGGCGUCUACACCCGCGUCACCAAACUCACCGGCUGGAUCAAAGAACACAUCUCUGGACCUGGCUGACCUUCAUCAUUCUCACCAUCAUCAUAUUCCCAAAACAUUGUUAUCAUGUAGUAAUUGAUGUGAUCUAUUCUCUGUGUCAGUCCUUAGUAUAUUUACAUGUCCGUCAGGGUUUUAACAGUGUCAUUGACCUUCUGGCAGUCUGGCACCAAAGUUCAUCAACCUAACAAGCAGACUUUCUGUCUCCUCUGGGCAAAUACACUCUCUGCAGUAUUGGGCUCUACAUUCAACACUGCCACCUAGUGGAAGUUGUUAGAAUUUCAACAUAAUACCAUAAAAUACCAUGCCAAGGCAAUAGGCCCCUCAAAUUCAAAUCUGGACCUUAAAGCUCCACUGCUUUUGUUCAUUCUUCCCUAAUCAGGGAUGGAUUUACACCUGCGACACCAGGUGUGUGCAAUUAAUUAUCAGGUAGAACAGAAAACCAGCAGGACUCUGCUCCUCGUAGGGUCAGAUUUGAAUACACCUGCAAUCGUCCUUGA
This is a messenger RNA of Oncorhynchus masou masou (cherry salmon), 3332 nucleotides long. RefSeq names its product transmembrane protease serine 6. Lineage: Eukaryota; Metazoa; Chordata; Actinopteri; Salmoniformes; Salmonidae. Gene Ontology annotation, biological process: proteolysis. The transcript has 18 exons. The record is from RefSeq and is a predicted model, not a curated record. Gene Ontology annotation, molecular function: protein binding; serine-type endopeptidase activity.